AUGGGGUACAUUAUGCACGCCGGCCAGGCGCAGGAACCGGUCCCGAUCCGCCGCGGCGCGCUCAACCUGUACGGCCAGAAGGGCUGGUACGAUUUCUUCGCGACGCGCGCGAGCCUGACGAACGACGGGUUCCUGGACGACUCCACCGUCGGCAUGAAGCACGUCGCGGUGCGCGACAGCGACCGCGAGAGCUCGUUCAAGCCCGCGUCCGGGAACGUGUGCCCGCGGCCGAAAGGGUGGAAGCCGAUCCAGAGCAACACGCUCAAGCCGCCGGUCGUCGCGCGCGCGCCGGUCGUCGUCGAGCCGGAGGUGGCGACGGCGUCGUUCCAGAAGGACUCCGAGGGCUCCUUCCCGUGA
Messenger RNA from Micromonas pusilla CCMP1545, 357 nucleotides. RefSeq lists its product as uncharacterized. NCBI's taxonomy places the organism in Eukaryota, Viridiplantae, Chlorophyta, Mamiellophyceae, Mamiellales, Mamiellaceae. The coding region runs from base 1 to 357 and encodes 118 amino acids. The transcript has 2 exons. The record is from RefSeq and is a predicted model, not a curated record.